UAUAUCAAACAUCAGCAAUUCCAAAACGUUGAUGAAAGACUUAUCGAAUAUUUUAUAUUAUAUUUACAGCGGAAGUAGAAUUAUGACUUAUCUUUGAAACAAAUCUAUGAAGCUUGAAUGAGGUACUAGUCUAUACUACCAAACAUGCCAUACAAUCACCGAAGACCAAAAUUAGUCAUCAACAUAUUAACAAUAUUGGGAAUGAUCAUAGUGACUUCAGCUGUAACGAUACUGUGUAUACGAUUCGGUAUUGUAAUGACAACAACUCCGAUCCAGGCAAGUAAAGGUCAUCACACGACUAAUGGCAGAUCAAUCUCUAACAACCGUAGUAAGCUUCUGGUUUCACCAGACACUGCUGUAGAGCUAAAUGCGACUAACAACUCAAUUUCUCGAGAUCAACAAGGAAUGCGGAUUAACCUCCCAGGCUCUACUUUAACGGGGUCUGAAAAUCAAUCACUGGCGAAUUAUUUGUCCUUCAAUCAUUUGGAGCAGGAGAAUAGUGGAUCUCUGUCAGACAUAGGUGAAGCAGGCAGUAGUUUAGUUAAACCAUCCACAUCCAAGAACGUGGCUCCACCAACUGAUCUCCGAGAUAAAUCAAUCAAUACAAAUCUAUACAACGGAAACGGUUACAUCACGACAAUGGGUGACAACAGUGAGAACAAUGAUGAAGAUGAUAAUAAUAACAUGUAUCAGAUAAAUGGCAGGCAAAUCAGUCGAAGAAAAAUAAAUUACAACCAUCAAUUGAAUACAAAUACAGCAAAAUACGCGACGAUAGCAGAAGAAGACGGUUCGAAUGGAUAUAAAAAUGCAUAUGAUUUAACAUACAAUAUGAAUGACUAUGAACACAAAGAAAAUGAGAAUCCCGAUUAUGAGCCAGGGUGGACCAGCGCUGGUCGACCCGAACAGGCGCAGGGGUCAUUUUGGUCAGGAUCGAGUGGUAGUUGGGAACCACCGCCGUACGAAACAGGAGAAGGAUAUUUAGUUGAUCAAGGUCCCAGUCGCAAGCCACUUGAUAAACCAUUGAGUAGCCCAACUAGGAGUAAUUUAAACACAUUGCAACCAAACUUGGACAACAUUAAUUGGAGAACAAUCGGCAUAUUGGCGCUUUUCAAACUCGGCCUUGCCAAACUACAGGCAAUCGGUUUCUUAAACACAUUAUUUCAAAUCGGAUUAUCGUUCAAAUUAUAUAUGACAGCGGUAUUCUUUAAUUUUCUGUUAAUUAUGAAACUCAUGAAGUUUUUCAAGAUUCUGUUAAUACCACUGCUUUUGACACGGCUCCUGCCAUUAUUCAUGCAAUUACUUAUGAUACCAGGACGAUUAUUAGAUUUGAUGAGACGAAUGAACAAUAAUAAUAUGAUGCCAGCAAGUCAAUCGGGAGGAUCACUUCCUGGUCAAACAAGUGGAUUACUUCCGAAUCGACAGCCAGGGACACAACCGGGUGGUGUACGGCCGGGUGGAUUACUACCGAAUCAACCAGGAGCCGCCUUGCCAGGUAAUACACAAAGGGGUGGCAUGUUUAGAGCGACAAUUGAAGACACGCCAACAAGUGAAUCCGCAGCGGUCAGUUAUAAUAUUGCCAAUAAAACAAACAAUUCAGUUUUUAAGCUCGAGGACACAUAUUUGACUGACAGACAGAGCCACGAAUCAAUACAGUUAUCAGAUCCUACAUUAGACAUUUUUCAAAAACUAUUAGAUUCAGAAAAAUGUGUGGAAAGAAUAGCUUGUCGAAUUUCUGUGGCUGAAAAUAUAGGAAACGUACCCAUUUGGAUUAAUUGGCAAGUACCUAAACCGAUCUCAUUACACAUUAUAAUACAUAUUAUUAUGUAUAAUUUGCUUUAUUUUAGGGUGUUACAUCGCGUACAUCAGCUUAUUCCCAGUGAUAAACUUGAAUCAUAUCUAAAGGCAUAUAAAGAUGUGAACAAUGCAAUUCAUGCCAAGUCAUCAGUCCCGGAUAAUUGGAUUACAUGGCCUGGGUCCAAUCAAAGACGAACACUUGCGGUUUGCAUUAGAGUCACCAUAAUCCUUUCACUGACGAUUGCAGCAGUGGCAAUAGUAGCAGCGACAUUUCUGUAUGUCGUGUUGGGUCAACAGACGCCCGAAACAUCGAAGCCGGUCCAAGACCUCAGGGGCGAUCGACCAGUAGCAAACACACGGGCGGCGUCUGGGGAGCGACUGAUCCCUGAAAACCGGUCAGCCGUGGAAUACCUGCCACCUAAUCGCCGAUCGAUGGACGGCCGUCCGAAAGCGUCCAUCGGUAUCCGACUGCCAUUGGCCGACAGUGGCAUCCAUGACAUGUCGGCCAGCCGAAAUCGAUACCCGAAUAACCAUAGGUACAGCACCAGUGACGGCGUCGUGGCAUCUCCUGAAAAUUACGACGAGACCGGCGUCACAUUCGACGCAAAAACGCAGCAGAAUUUCAACAGGCAAAUAAAUCACUUUGACUACUCAAAUUUGGAUACAGACAACUGGACAACUGAAAAAGACGGGUCGACCGGUUAUCACGAUUCGUCAGACUUGACGUAUAACAUGGGUGCUUAUAGCAAUAAACAAACUGAUGAUCUAGCUGGCAUAAAUGAAUUGCACAGAGAGCCUGUGGUGGAAUUAGACACAUACUAUUCAACUAUUAACGGCCCAUAUUACAAUAACAGACCAUCAGAAAGCCACCCAAUUAUAGAUCAUCAACCACUAAGUACGGAUUAUAAAUUACCUAGUAAGAGCUAUCAACCUCCAACUACAAAUUAUCAACUCCCAAGUUCGAAUUAUCAACUUCCAAAUACGAAUUAUUAUCAACCGACAGAUAUUAUUUAUCAAUCACCUAGUACGAACUAUAAUACCCCAAGUAAGAAUUAUGAACCACCAAAAAUCCCACAGGUUCCACAGAAACCUAACCUGGACAGUCCCCAACAAAAGAUAGAGACACCAAUACCAAAUACGAGUAGUGUAGUCGAUUGGAGAUUGUUAGGCCAUUAUGCUACCGUUCUUGUUUAUACCACUAUUGCUUAG
Myzus persicae (green peach aphid) is the source of this 3003-nucleotide messenger RNA. RefSeq lists its product as uncharacterized. The transcript is spliced from 6 exons. Bases 145 to 3003 code for a protein of 952 amino acids. The record is from RefSeq and is a predicted model, not a curated record. NCBI's taxonomy places the organism in Eukaryota, Metazoa, Arthropoda, Insecta, Hemiptera, Aphididae.